AAAUCAAAUCAAAUUCUAUAUAAAGACAGAACUGAAAUCUAUAGUAUAUCAAAAGGCAAUUAUAAAAAAUGGAAAUGCAGUGGGUUUACAUUUCUACAGCUAUUUUUUUUACAUGCUACCUCUUUCUUAACAUAUUUGUGAGGAAUUUUAAUGGUUGGUAUUAUCAUCUCAAACUAAGAAACAAAAAGUACCCUUUGCCUCACGGUGACAUGGGAUGGCCUCUUAUUGGCAAUUUCUUAACAUUCAUUAAAGAUUUCUCAACUGGCCAACCUGAUUCAUUCAUUACCAACCUUAUUCUCAAAUAUGGAAAAAAGGGUAUCUACAAGACUCACAUAUUUGGAAAUCCAAGUAUCAUAAUUUGUGAACCAAAGACGUGUAGAAAAGUGCUCAUAGAUGAUGUGAACUUUAAGUUUGGUUAUCCAAAAUCCGUCAACGAGUUGGCAAAAUGUAAAGCCAUGACUGAUGUAUCUAGUUCAGAACAUAAUCUUCUCCGACGACAAAUUAUUGCUCCCCUUGUUGGUCACAAGGCACUAGCAAUAUACUUAGAACGUAUAGAGGAUAUUGUGAUCAAUUCCUUAGAAGAACUAUCAAGCAUGAAGCACCCUAUUGAGUUGUUGAAAGAGAUGAAAAAGGUUACCUUUAAAACUAUUAUCCAUGUUUUCUUCGGCUCUUCUAAUCAAGACAUUAUUAAAAACAUUGGAAGCUUAAGUAAUGAUUUGUUUAAUGGCCUGUUCUCUAUCUCCAUCAAUGCACCUGGUUUUGCUUUCAACAAAGGACUCAAGGCACGCAAGAAGAUAGCCAAAAUAGUUAAAUCUAUUGUGGAUGAAAGGAGAUUGAUGAUAAAAAAUGGUCAACAAGUGGGAGAGAAAAAGGAUCUAAUAGAUAUUCUCUUGGAAGUCAAAGAUGAGAAUGGUAGAAAUUUGGAGGAUGAGGAUAUUAGUGACUUCUUGAUAGCACUUUUAGUUGCUGGACAUGAAUCAACAGGAACUGGUUUAAUGUGGUCAAUUAUAUAUCUUACACAACAUCCACAUAUCCUUAAAAAAGCAAAGGAAGAACAGGAAGAAAUCAUGAGGACAAGACCAGCCUCUCAAAAACAAUUGAGUUUUAGUGAAAUCAAGCAAAUGGUUUACCUUUCUCAUGUGAUCAAUGAAAUGUUGAGAUGUGCCAACAUGGCCUUUUCAACUUUCCGAGAGGCAACAUCUGAUGUCAUCAUCAAUGGUUAUCUCAUACCAAAAGGAUGGAGAGUGCUAGUAUGGUUGAGAGCUAUUCACAUGGAUUCUGAAUAUUACCCAAAUUCAGAAGAGUUUAAUCCAUCAAGAUGGGAUGAUUACACUGUCAAGGCAGGAUCCUUCAUUCCUUUUGGGGUAGGAAGUAGGUCAUGUCCUGGAGCUGACUUAGCAAAACUUGAAAUUUCUGUAUUUCUUCAUCAUUUCCUCCUUAAUUAUAGGUUGGAGCGAAUCAAUCCAAAAUGUCCUAUUACUUGCUUACCGGUAUCUAUGCCCAUUGACAAUUGUCUCGCUAAAGUGAUAAAGGUUUCAUGUGAUUAGCUAUUCUCUUUGGAAGUCAUUAAGUAUUUAAGUAUUUCUAGUGAAUCUUGUUUUUAGUUUACUUGUGACCGUCUUGUGUUAACAAGAAGUAAAGAAUAAAAAAGUUGUAAUAAUGGGGGUGAAGAGAUUCACCAUAUGUAUUGAUGGAUAUUAUAUAUUGCUAUAUUUAUACUUUUGUUUUAAUA
Trifolium pratense (red clover) is the source of this 1732-nucleotide messenger RNA. RefSeq names its product beta-amyrin 11-oxidase-like. Gene Ontology annotation, biological process: multicellular organism development; brassinosteroid biosynthetic process; sterol metabolic process. NCBI's taxonomy places the organism in Eukaryota, Viridiplantae, Streptophyta, Magnoliopsida, Fabales, Fabaceae. Gene Ontology annotation, molecular function: heme binding; ent-kaurenoic acid monooxygenase activity; iron ion binding. The transcript has 8 exons. The record is from RefSeq and is a predicted model, not a curated record. Gene Ontology annotation, cellular component: endoplasmic reticulum. The coding region runs from base 69 to 1547 and encodes 492 amino acids.